AACAUAACAUAAAAUAUUGGAAUGCGCGUGGGAGAGGGAGAGCGAGGCAUCCCAUCUCAUCCCAUCCAUGAUCUGAAGGUGUUCAAAUCCAUCGUCACUCGCUCACUCACUCACUCACUCACUACUCUUUUUGAGUAGAAAUGGUAAUGGUGGUGGUGGUGGUGGAGCUGUAAGUGAAUCCCUCGAACGCAAACAGAAACACACACUUUCUUGUGUUUUCAUUUUCAUGUCUCAGCCCUCAACGAAACGCUCGUCGCCGUCGCCGUCGCCGUCGCCAGCUGAAACAAACAGCUCUAUGAAAAAAGCCAAGUCGCAAGGCCUCGCCUGUGCUCUUGACUCCAACGCCAUCUCCUCUCACCACCACGACCUCCUUUUCGACUCCAUGUCCCCGCCAACCUUUCCCGCAAGAAAGCCACGCCUCCCCACCCCGCUAAGAAGCUCCUCAUCAAGCUCCACAAAGGUAAGCCAACACUGCCCACAAAUUUUGAGGAGGUUACAUGGGCAAAAUUGAAGUCUGCUAUUUGUGCUAUAUUCUUGAAGCAACCUGACUCUUGUGAUUUGGAAAAGCUUUAUCAGGCUGUCAGUGAUCUUUGCAUAUAUAAAAUGGCUGGAAAUCUUUAUCAGCGAAUUGAAACGGAAUGCGAAGCACAUAUAUCUACAGCUUUGCAGUCUUUGGUUGGACAAAGCCCAGAUUUGGUUGUUUUUCUAUCUCUAGUUGAGAGAUGUUGGCAGGAUCUUUGUGACCAAAUGUUGAUGAUUCGAGGUAUAGCCUUGUAUCUGGAUAGGACAUAUGUGAAGCAAACAGCAAAUGUACGGUCCUUAUGGGACAUGGGCUUACAACUUUUCCGCAAACAUCUUUCAUUAUCUCCUGAAGUUGAACACAAAACUGUUACCGGUCUUCUAAGAAUGAUUGAAAGUGAAAGAUUAGGUGAAGCAGUGGAUAGAACGCUUCUAAACCAUCUUUUGAAGAUGUUCACAGCACUGGGAAUAUAUGCAGAAAGCUUCGAGAAGCCAUUUCUUGAAUGCACAUCUGAAUUUUAUGCUGCUGAAGGUAUGAAAUACAUGCAGCAAUCAGAUGUUCCAGAUUAUUUGAAGCAUGUGGAGACAAGAUUGCAAGAGGAACAUGACAGAUGCCUGAUCUACUUGGAUGCGAGUACUAGGAAGCUGCUGAUAGCCACAGCAGAAAAGCAACUUCUUGAACGUCAUAUACCUGCCAUUCUUGAUAAGGGUUUCUCUGUGCUUAUGGAUGGAAAUCGCAUUGAAGACCUUCAGAGAAUGUACUCACUCUUUUUAAGGGUCAAUGCCCUUGAGUCACUAAGACAAGCCCUAAGUUCAUAUAUCAGGAGAACUGGGCAGGCCAUUGUUAUGGAUGAGGAGAAAGAUAAAGACAUGGUUUCUUCACUUCUGGAGUUUAAGGCUUCUCUUGACAGAAUAUGGGAAGAAAGUUUUUAUAAGAAUGAAGUAUUCUCUAACACCAUUAAAGAUUCAUUUGAGCAUCUUAUCAAUCUACGACAGAACCGACCAGCAGAGUUGAUUGCCAAGUUCUUAGAUGAGAAGCUCCGUGCAGGUAACAAGGGUACUUCUGAAGAGGAACUGGAGGGAACACUUGAUAAAGUCCUGGUUUUAUUUAGGUUCAUUCAGGGCAAAGAUGUGUUUGAAGCUUUUUAUAAGAAAGAUCUUGCAAAAAGACUUCUUUUGGGAAAAAGUGCUUCUAUUGAUGCAGAGAAGUCUAUGAUAUCCAAGUUGAAGACUGAGUGUGGCAGUCAGUUCACAAACAAAUUGGAAGGAAUGUUUAAGGACAUUGAAUUAUCAAAAGAAAUAAAUGAGUCCUUCAAACAGUCAUCCCAAGCAAGGACAAAACUCCCAUCAGGAAUUGAAAUGAGUGUUCAUGUCCUGACAACUGGGUACUGGCCAACAUAUCCACCCAUGGAUGUUAGACUUCCUCAUGAAUUGAAUGUUUACCAGGAUAUUUUCAAAGAGUUCUAUCUUAGCAAAUACAGUGGAAGGCGUUUGAUGUGGCAAAAUUCAUUAGGUCACUGUGUCUUGAAGGCAGAGUUUCCUAAAGGGAAAAAGGAGUUGGCAGUCUCCCUAUUUCAGACUGUUGUUUUGAUGCUAUUCAAUGAUGCCGAGAAACUGAGCUUUCAAGAUAUCAAGGACUCUACCAGUAUCGAGGACAAAGAACUGAGAAGGACUCUGCAAUCACUUGCAUGUGGAAAAGUUCGUGUCCUACAGAAGUCGCCGAAGGGUAGAGAUGUGGAGGAUGAUGACUCAUUCUCUUUUAAUGAUGGCUUUACAGCUCCUCUUUACCGUAUAAAGGUGAAUGCCAUUCAGUUGAAGGAGACAGUGGAGGAAAACACAAGCACCACUGAAAGAGUUUUCCAAGACCGUCAGUAUCAGAUUGAUGCUGCCAUUGUGAGGAUAAUGAAGACAAGGAAAGUACUUAGUCACACCCUUCUUAUUACCGAACUCUUCCAACAGCUCAAGUUUCCAAUAAAACCAGCUGAUUUGAAGAAAAGGAUUGAAAGCCUGAUUGACAGAGAGUAUCUGGAGAGGGACAAGAGCAACCCCCAAAUAUACAAUUAUCUGGCAUAGUCUUUCACAUUUUCAAAUGACGUGGGGCAAACUUAAUGUUUGAUCCUUCGUCAUAUGUACAGUAACAGUGGAUUCCCGUUCUUUUUUUCCACCCCCAUUCAUCGACAACUGUACUUUAUUAUUGUAAAGCAUAAUAUCUCGCAUGAUAAUUUUUCCUUUUAUACAAGAUUCUCGGCGACUCAAAGUCAUUCUCCAAAAUGAUCGAGAAAUUCAAUAGAAUUAAUAGAUAAAUGGUAUCAUCAACAAAAUGUCAUCUUAUUUUAGAUA
Molecule: messenger RNA, 2859 nt
Organism: Arachis ipaensis
Lineage: Eukaryota; Viridiplantae; Streptophyta; Magnoliopsida; Fabales; Fabaceae
Product: cullin-4
Biological process (GO): ubiquitin-dependent protein catabolic process
Cellular component (GO): cullin-RING ubiquitin ligase complex
Molecular function (GO): ubiquitin protein ligase binding
Source: RefSeq, a predicted model, not a curated record